Thyridium curvatum is the source of this 3741-nucleotide messenger RNA. RefSeq lists its product as uncharacterized. Gene Ontology annotation, biological process: translation. The transcript is spliced from 10 exons. Bases 1 to 3741 code for a protein of 1246 amino acids. Gene Ontology annotation, cellular component: ribosome. The record is from RefSeq and is a predicted model, not a curated record. Lineage: Eukaryota; Fungi; Ascomycota; Sordariomycetes; Thyridiales; Thyridiaceae. Gene Ontology annotation, molecular function: ATP-dependent chromatin remodeler activity; structural constituent of ribosome; ATP binding.
AUGGCCGCCACCAAGCAGGAACAGCCCCGUACCGGCCUCACGGUCGGUCUCAACAAGGGCCAUAAAACCACUCCCCGCGUCGUCAAGCCCCGCGUUAGCCGCACCAAGGGCCACCUGAGCAAGCGCACUGCUUUCGUCCGCGAGAUUGUCAAGGAGGUUGCUGGCCUCGCUCCCUAUGAGCGCCGCAUUGUCGAACUCCUCCGCAACUCCAAGGACAAGCGCGCCCGCAAGCUGGCCAAGAAGAGACUCGGUACUUUCGGCCGUGCCAAGGCCAAGGUCGAUGAGCUCCAGAGGCUGAACAUUGAAGGGGCAAAGGGAUGCGCAGUUUGUCGUCAUGAGUAUUUACUUAUGUCUGGUCCCUACCUAGAUAAGCUGAAAAUCUUUGAGGAGGUUUUGGAACGUGAAAUUUCUCAGGACGCGAACAUCGCCGCUAUCGUUAUCGCCAUUAAACAACUUGGACUUUUUGUCAGGUUGGUUGCCUGGCACCUGGGUUCUUUGUCGCCAAGCGUCUUUUGGCCCCCCGCCUCUCCUUGUCAUCUUUGGCCAAACACCCGCUCACCUUUCGUUCACCCUGCGUUCAGCAGCUCAUCAAUUCUGAACCACCUUCAUCCCUCUUCAUCGUUCACCUACUGGUGUCUUGCCCAGGCUCUGGUACUGCUAGCACUGUCUGUAGCCAUGGGUAGAAUCACCAGGUCUGCCACCUCUGGCACCGGUGCUGGAGCACCUGCGCCAAUCCCGGCGCCUAAGAAGCCCCGCGGUCGUCCCAGCAAGGCAUCUGUCGCGAGCAGCAGUGUGUCGCUGUCUUCUGCGCCGACUCCCACAAACUACUCCUCAGGAAGCGACUACUCAACCCCCAUGACAAGCACCGUCGCCACCCCGGCUGCCACCGAGCUGAAGGGCAAGGCAGCUACUUCUGCCUCAAUGGAGAUUGUGCUGCCGUCCAUCAAGUCUGAGGCUGAGGCCCCGAAGGACAGCAUUCGAACCCUGAGGAAGAGCAAGUUCUCUCUUGUUCCCGCUUCAAAGCGCAAGCGGCUCGAUGUAUCUGGCGAGAGCGAUGAUGAAGACAUGGAUUCCGACGACACACCCGACGCGAGACUGGCUCGAAAGCUUCAGGAGGAAGAGUACAAUAACGCAGCCCCCAGCAGCAUGGCAUCCAGCAGCCGAGCCCUGCUGCCCAUGCACACCAGAGCCAAGCCUGUGAUCGCAGCCGCGUCGCCAUUUGAUCAUGUCAAUUCAGAUCUUGAUGACUAUGAUGACCUCGAGGACGCCAUCCCACAGGGCAAGGGCAAAGGCAAGCUCCUUCCCUCGCGACCCAAGAAGCGUUCCAAGGUGUUUCUUACUGUCUCUGAUGUCGAGAACGAGUCGAAAGGCUCUUUUCUCAAGGAGGAAGACGAGGAUACCGACGAAGAUGUUCCGCUCGCCAAGUCGAGGCGAUCUACUCGCCCCACUUCAAAGGACAAAGGCAAGGGCAAGGCGCUCGUUGACGACACCGAUCGUGAGAGCGAUGGUGACUGGUAUGCCGGCGACGCCGAUAGCGACGGCGAUGAUGACGACGGUGAUGAUGCCGUCUAUGUCCCCCCUGGCGUUAAGCAGAGGCCUACUGCAUCCAGGACGAGCAAUGCCACACCUGAUAGCGACGGCGAUAGUGACUCUGCCCUCGAGCCCGACACGACGGAGUCAGACACUAGCAGUGCUGUCGUUGUUUCUCGCCCUGUUGCCAGUGGUUCUGCUUCCCGUGUUCUUCGCCCUCGUGUUCGCGUUCCUCGCCGUGGCCGUUCAGGGCUUACCCGCGCUGAGAAGCAAGAGAGGGAUCGAGAGCUUCUCGAGGAGCAACACCCUGUUCUCAGAACUCUGUGGAUAGACCUCGAAGCGCUUCCUAUUCAGAAGGCCGGACGAGCCAACCAGCCUCAAACUAUUUCGAGACAACUGAAGCCCUUUCAGCUCGAGGGUCUUGCCUGGAUGAUGGCAAUGGAGAAGACCGCUUGGAAGGGCGGCCUCCUGGGCGAUGAGAUGGGUCUGGGAAAGACUAUCCAGGCUGUUUCCUUGAUCAUGUCGGACUACCCCGCCAAGAAGCCCAGUCUUGUUCUUGCACCGCCGGUUGCCCUCAUGCAGUGGACUUCAGAGAUUGAGUCAUACACUGAUGGAACCCUCAAGACCAUCGUGUAUCAUGGUACCAACUCCAAGUGCAAAGGCUUGACUGUCAAUGCCCUCAAGAAGUUCGACGUGAUCAUCAUGUCUUACAACAGCCUCGAGUCCAUGUACCGCAAGCAGGAGAAGGGCUUCGCGAGGAAGGAGGGUGUCUACAAGGAGAAGAGCAUCAUCCAUCAGAGUCACUUCCACCGUGUCAUCCUGGAUGAGGCUCACUGCAUCAAGACCCGAAGCACCGCGACAGCCAAAGCCUGUUUUUCUUUGAAGGCAGACUUUCGCUGGUGCCUAUCCGGCACUCCGCUGCAGAACCGGAUCGGCGAAUUCUUCUCUCUUGUCCGAUUCCUCGAAAUCCAUCCGUUUGCAAAUUACUUGUGCCGUGAUUGCGACUGCUCUUGCAUGGAGUGGGUCAUGAACGACGAAAACCGCUGCCAGGAUUGCGGUCACUUUUCCAUGCGGCAUGUCUCGGUCUUCAACCAGGAGCUUCUGAAUCCCAUUUCACGCUUCGGAAACCGUGGUCCCGGAGCUGAAGCAUUCAAGAAGCUCCGUCUUUUGACUGAUCGCAUGAUGCUUCGUCGUCUCAAGAAAGACCAUACCAAUGCCAUGGAACUUCCCGUCAAGGAGAUCAUUAUUGAUCGCCAGUUCUUCGGCGAAGAAGAGAACGACUUUGCCAACAGCAUUAUGACGAACGGCCAGCGCGAGUUUGACACGUAUGUUGCCCAAGGCGUCCUUCUCAACAACUAUGCCAACAUCUUCGGAUUGAUCAUGCAGAUGCGUCAAGUCGCAGACCAUCCCGAUCUUAUCCUCAAGAAGAACAGCGAGGGUGGCCAGAACGUGCUUGUCUGCUGCAUCUGCGACGAACCAGCUGAAGAGGCGAUUCGCUCCCGAUGCAAACAUGACUUCUGCCGUGCCUGUGCCCGGGCCUACCUUCUGUCUGCUGAGCAGCCCGAUUGCCCGUGCUGCCACAUCCCUCUGGCGAUCGACUUGGAGCAGCCAGAGAUGGAACAGGAUGAGGCUCUCGUCAAGAAGUCAUCCAUCAUCAACCGCAUCAAGAUGGAGAACUGGACCUCAUCGUCCAAGAUUGAGCUUCUUGUCCACGACCUUCACCGCCUGCGCUCCGACAACGCCACACACAAGUCGAUCAUCUUCUCGCAGUUCACCACGAUGCUGCAGCUCAUCGAGUGGCGCCUGCGACGUGCUGGUAUCACGACCGUGAUGCUGGACGGCAGCAUGACUCCGGCGCAGCGCCAGGCGUCCAUCGACCACUUCAUGAACAAUGUCGAUGUCGAGUGCUUCCUCGUGUCUCUCAAGGCGGGAGGUGUUGCCUUGAACCUCACGGAGGCUUCGAGGGUCUUCAUCGUUGAUCCCUGGUGGAAUCCCGCCGCCGAGUGGCAGUCUGCCGACCGUUGCCACCGCAUUGGACAGACCCGCCCCUGCAAGAUCAUCCGUCUCUGCAUCGAGGACUCUGUCGAGAGCCGAAUGGUUCUUCUCCAGGAGAAGAAGACCAAGAUGAUCAACUCCACAAUCAACUCGGAUGAUAGUGCUAUUGAAUCUCUCACCCCGGCUGAUCUGCAGUUCCUCUUCCGAGGCUCUUGA